CAUGCGCUAAAAGCAAAGCGCCGUACGCGCAAAGGCGCUAUACCGGGGUAUCUGGCUGCCCGCGGGGGCCGAGAGGCUUUGUAUUGAUCCACAGAAGAGAAGGCCCCACGGGCGCAGCGCUCGCUCGCGGCAGAGGCACUGGCAUAGAGCCCUGUUGGGGGCAGCCCAAGAUGACCUCUUUACUAGUAGAAUGGGUCAACGACGAGCUCCAGCUCGAGCCGCCCUUGACGGAGGAAACGCUGGCCGAGGAACUAGGUUCAGGCUUCAUCCUUGGGGCUUUGCUCCAUCGACAUAACCAGCUCGCCGAGCAUGAAAGGCUGAGGAGGAGAGACACGGCCGACGCGAGGAUCGAGAAUUUUUGUGUUUUAGAGCCGACCCUAGCGUCACUCGGUGUCCGCUUCGACGCGAAUGCCGCUCUUGGUAUCAUGAACGCGAAACCCGGCGCCGCAGCCAUGGUGCUCUACCAAUUGAAAGUGCAACUAGAAAAAUUAACGAAGGAGGCCCAGCCCGUGUCGCUACGUGAACGUAGGGACGGCGUGCGACCGCUGCCGAACAUGCCCAAGAAGCUUAAGAAGGCACAAUUUGAUCAAGCACGAGCGCAGCUCUUCGAGGCUCAAAUAAGGAGUAAAGCCGAGAACCCGAACAUCACGAUGGAGCGCAAAGUUUUAGCUAGAUUUGGUGAACUAGCGGAAAGAGAGGCUCAGAAGAGGGUGCGCGAGCAGGAACGCUCCUUCGCACUGCUAGAUCAGCACCGCGAAGCCACGCGCACCAAAAGAAUCUACGAGCGCCAGCAGGAGGCGGCCUUCCUCCAGGCCUGGGAAGCUAGAGGAUUGGAGCACUGGGCCGCGAACCGACGUGAGAGGAAACACAACGAGAAAAGGGACGAGAUUUUCGAGGAAAAAGAGUUAAGAAAAGCCGUUUCCAGAGUCGAAAAGCGCAUUCAUCGCGAAGCGACCUACGCCUUUAAUGAAUUAGAUAACUUCGAGCGGCGCUUGCAGGAGCAGAAGGCCCUGGAAGUGUCAGUGGCACCGAAGGCUGUAAGGGAUGUUGUGGAUCGGCGGGAUCCUCUAGCGGAAUCCGCUCGAGCUACGGCGGCCGUCGUGGACAUUGGGAUUGGUGUCGGGUCGGAGGAGAUGGAGCGAGAUGUGGUCUUAGAUGCUCGCGCGUUACGAGCUGAGCGCGACGCGCAAGAUGCGGAUAGGAGAACCGCUCUAGCUGAACGACAACGCAGGGAAGACCAACGGUCCCAGCGAAGGAUGCGCUUCGUCACGGAGCGGGAGGCGGCUCAGGUCCAGGAGUACCACGCGCACCGAGCCGCGCACUUGCAAGCGCAGCUCACGAAGACCUGCGAUGCUGAUAAAAAGCAGGAAGAGCAUUUGGCAUUAGUAGCGAAGCACAAAGCGAGGAUGGCUGAAAGUAGAGCUUUCCGGGAGGCCCAAUACAAGACGCGACGAGACUUGGACACCGAGGAUUUUUUGCGGAGGGACCAGGAGCGAUUGGACGAGGACAUCCGCGCUUAUAAUGUAGAUGUGGAGAGUAGUGCUUUAACGGCGAAGGCCUUCGUCGACGCAUCGACGGCUGCUUCCGACAAGUCCGUUCAUGAGUUGUGCUCGCACUUGGUGCAUCGCAUCGCGCGGGGCGCUCUUGAAAUAGCUUCGUUGCGAGAUGAAGAGAGAGCCGGUGUCCCGGAACAGCAGCAACAAUCCUUCGAGGCGACGCAUUCGUUGCUCGAGAACGACGGGGACCCUUGUGACCCGGCUACGUUCCGGGACCAUGCGCGAGUCAUCUGUAGAAUAGACGGCGCCAUGCUCGGCUUUGAGUACACCGAAGAUGACGACAUGGAUCCCUUAGAAAGGGCCUUCACCGAUCAAACGACCCAAUCUCUAUGUGCGCCGGAGACGUACGACCGAGCCUCGGUACCGCCGCGGUGGGACGCUGGCGAUAAGUUGGAGGAGAAAGAGUCAGUCCAAGACGUCUCGGAUAAGUUAGAUACGUGGGACGCCCAAGAUUAUAUCGGUAAUGCACCGCCGUUCCACUUUUCUCCUGCGAUUGCCGAGGCCGAAGUGAGGGGCAUCACCGGCGAGCUAACGGGGGCCGCGAAGCGGUGGAAGGGUACGGACGAGGACGAGGAGGAGGCCGAUGAUAGUUUCGGGGCCCUGCGGCGCAAGCAGCAGGCACUGCUGGAAGCGGCGGACGCGGCCGCGGCCACAAAAACGGAAGCCUUAGCUACGAUGGGCGAGAAGCGCACGGCCGAACAUUCACUAGGUGAAGCCAUUUUAGAUUGUCGGUUCGCGGCGGUUCAUGAGGAAGCGGAAGAGGAAGCAUUUGUUGCGCCUCCGGAGUUCCCGCUGCGCAUCUGUCUGGCCGGCAGAACUUUUGCGGGCAAGUCGGAACAAGCUUCUAGACUCGCAGAUCGCUUUAGAUUGAAGGUCCUGAGUGCCGGUGGGUUGCUAGAGAGAGCUUUGCAACUCGCGGAGGACGUGACGCUCGGGAAAGCACAAGGGUCUGAACUAGCUACAUUGGGCCGGCAAGCUACGCAAUUGUUGAAAGAGGGCCAAGCAUGCGAUGAAGCAACAUACGCGGCACUCAUCGUGGCGGGCAUCAAAGAAAUCGCCGAGGAGAAUCAACAAAUAGAAGAGGCAAACGCCAAGGCCCAGGAAAAAGACGCCAACACCCUAGCCCUCGAAGAAUACUUGCGGGAGGUUUUUGACAGGUGCGACAGCGAUGGCGGCGGCGACAUUUCCAUUGCCGAGUGCAUAGCAGCUUUGAAGGGUGACGAGGACUUUGCCGAGAUAUUGGGAGUGGACAGGGAGUCGUUCCUGGACGUGAUUUGGUCCAUGGAUGCCGACGGGGACGGCACGAUUAGUUGGGACGAAUUUAGAUCAUGUGUACUCAAUGAACCUGAUGUGAUAGAGCCCUACAAUGGCUGGGUCCUGGAGGACUAUCCUGAGACCGUGGCGCAGUGUUCUGCGCUGGAAAAAGCUUUGACGGGCUAUGAUUCAGCUAAGAUCAUCCAUACGAGGUGGGACCACCCUUCUGAACUCGCUUCCAUUGCGCCUCCACCGGUCGCGAAGUACUCCGGGUUCCUACCCGACGAGUGCCCUUCACAGAUUGCAUCGGGCGUCGACCUCGUGUUCCACCUCCCCGUUGAUCAAGAUCAGGUCUACAGGAGGUGUCUGGGAAGAAGGAUAGACGACCAGGUGCCUGACGCUGAGUCGACGGUUGACGAAUACGCCGGUGCUGCCGUCAAGGACGAGCGCGCCAUGCGGGGCGAAUACCAUCUUGAUUCUAAUUUACCGGACUACGGGGCUCCUUGUAAAGCUAGGUUGCGGAAAGUCGAAGAUCCGCAGAAUCCUACAGCCAGUCUGCCUUUCCAGCUGGAGUCGCAUGAUUCUCACUGGAAGUCGUUGUCAGAGUUCCUGGAGCGGUUUGGCAAUUUAAGGGAGGUUUCGGCGUCGGGACUGACGGAGGAGGGCGCCUUCGGGCAAAUAGUUCCUGUGGUGGACGAGAUGCUUUCGGUGCGCUCGGCAGCGGCCAAGGAGAAGAAGGCUCUGAGAGAUGCGCAGGUCGAGGCUUAUAAUAAAGUAGUGGCCGACUUGACGGCUGCGAAAGAGGCGGCAGAGGCCGUAUUGGCGGAAGCGGUCGCGGCGGCACCCGCGCCGGCCGAGGAGGCGGAGGCGACGGAGCCUGCUGAUGAAGCGGUCGCUGAAGCGGAGACCGCCGUCCAGGAGGCCGCUUCCAAGCUCGCAGACGUGGAAGAGAAGGGCCCGUUUUACGAGGAACCUGUCGAAGAGUCAGUAGUAGAGGACCCGGACGCGCUGACGCCCCUGUCGAAGGAGGCGGGUUCCGUACUGAGUGAGAUGUGGGACGGCGCGGAGCAGCAGUUCUUUGACGGUGCGAAGAAGGCCUUCCGCUCGCUGAGAGAAAUGCGUGCUCAGACACGAAGGCAGCAUUAUGUGUUGCGCCAGGACUUCGUGCGGUAUUUGGCGCGGCCCGACGACCGCCAGGACCUCCUCAAAGCGUUCGUCGAGGAUUUCAACUCCAGUAUACCGAUGGACAUGCGCGUGCAGGACGAGACCAAGGCGGAAUUGCACUUGAGAGCGGUCGAGUUACAUGAAAAAUUGAAUGAAGUGCAAGCGGCGCGGGAGACGCAAGCGAAGUCUCUGUGGGCCAAAAUAAGAUUAGAUGGGUCCCUGCAAAGCAGACAGGCUUGUCUCAGUAAGUCUUAUGCCUGUUUGGCGCAGUGCGAGGUCGACCGGACGCACGCGUCAUUGUGUCUACUGAAGGACUACUACGCGGCGUCCUAUCCCGUCGGGGAGUUCUCUCCAGAAGGGGAGGACGACGAGCCGGCCGAACGACAAAAAUUGAACGACGGCUGCGGCGCGCUCGCGAAGCGCACGGCCGACUUCGUUGAAGACGAGGAAGGGAAUAAGGCGCUGGAGGCUUCCGAGGACGCCCUGCCGCCGAACAUCCUCGAAUCACUAUUUGGAGACCCGUUUGUUGAGCAGACUGAGCCCGAAGAGGAACCUGAGGAAGAGACAGAGCCCCCGCCCGAGAUCACUCAUGAAAAUAUGAAUGAUGAAUUAACAGAAGCGGAGGACUGUCUCGGACCGGCGCUAGAAAGGGCGAGGACGUGGGCCCUGUCGUUUGCGGCUCCUGACAGCGCAGGUAAGGAUCCCAGUGGACAGCCUGGACUGAGGGAGGCCCUCUGGCAGCAGGCUGAACUGUUACUGGCGAGGUGUAAACGCAUCGAAGAUUCAUGUAGGAGAGAUAGGCAAGCCCUGGCGAAGAGGAGGGACCAAAUUCUACAGGAGUUAAAAGAUUGGACUGCUCAGAGGAUAGAGGCUGAACUCACUGUCAAUGAAGGUCUGGUGGAGUUGAUCCGGCAACACAUCGAGGAGGAACGACCGAUAGAAGACACGUGGGAGGUUUUAGGUAUAGUUUUAGUCGUGGAUGAGAACACGAAAAUAAUCCCGCUCCAAGACACGCUGUAUUGGAGAACGCACCCGCAAGCGGCUCAAUUGGUACAACACCCCGAGUACUGCGAGAACCUGCCGGAGCCGCCUCCAUUGCCCGUGCCUCCGGAUCUACCGGAAGAUCGUUUCUCGACGGCCCAGAAGAAGUUUUUGCGGGCGCAGCUCGAGGAUGCGUACUUAGCGUGUAGUCAGCAGGACAUCCCGCCGCCGCCCGGCUAUGGGUUGGAUGGACUGCCUUUACUACCUCCUGGUCCUUCCCUGAAACUCUGGGUCGACUCUUGUUCAGGGGCUGCUCAUGUGCGCGUCACUUUAUUACGGGAUGGGUUAGUGGUACCAGAAGGAGAUAGGUACUACUACGAGCCCUACGAGAUUGAGUGUGGCUCGAAAGCCAUGGUCGCGUCCUACAAAAUCCAGACCGCUGCCCAAGAUCUGAUCUCGGUCAGACUGGAGCUGCUGGGGGAGAAGCCUGAGGCUCCGGAGGCUACUGAAGGCGAGGAACCCGUCGUGGUUGAGGCGCCUGUGUUAUCUACAAUAACGCAGCCGCUCGUGUUCGAAGGAGGUUCGUUAACGCUACCUUUUGAGGUUGAGGAAGCACCGGAGGAGGAGGCAGAACGCCCCGCGUCCCGGGCCAGCCGCUCCUCGAAGGCCUCUGAACCAGCUGAGGAGGACGAGGACGAGGAGGAACCAGAGCCGAAGGAGAUUGUCCUGAGGUGGAACUUUAGAGAACCGGAGGAGCCCCCAGCACCGGCGCCGGCGCCCGCGGACGCCAACUUCCUGGCGCUCGAGGAGUACCUCAAAUCAAUUUUUGAGAGAGUCGACGCGGACGGUACUGGAGAAAUUAGUAUCGCGGAGGCCGUACGGGCGUUGGGGGAUGACGAGGAGUUCGCCGACAUCAUUGGAGCUGAUUCGUCCGACAACAUCUUGCAAGCGGUCCGACUGAUGGACGAGGACGGCGACUCGAAGCUGACCUGGGACGAGUUCAAGUCUGCGACGCUCGGAGAACCGAUGGCCGAGGGCGAGCCUCCUCAGAAGAAGUGGGUUACUAGGGAUGCAUUAGUGCACAUUCUUGCGAACGCGGCUUUACAUACGGAUAAGUUACCCGGACAGUGGCAGCAGAAGACGCGCUACUUUUUUGAAGAUGCCUUUUUGGCCCCUCAGGGUCCGUUGGACGAGGACCAGACCGGUAUCGUUUAUAUUGAGGAUGUUCUGUCUUUGGUCGAGUCUUGGGAGGUGUUGCCGGAGGUGCGCGAGAUGCCUCUCAAUGAUUACGUCGCUUGGACCGAUCCCAUCGCCGCGAAUCCCGCGGCGCACCCGCAGCUCGGCGCGGCGGGCAUCACCGUCGGUAGUACUGAAGAAGGCGGCGAAGUGACGUACGCGGAACGGGAGGAGGGCGCGGAAGAAGGUGCUGAUGGUGGAUACGUCGCAUCCGACGCCGAGGGCGGGUAAGGAGUCAAAAUACUAGGG
Messenger RNA from Pelagomonas calceolata, 6440 nucleotides. Lineage: Eukaryota; Pelagophyceae; Pelagomonadales; Pelagomonadaceae. The record is from the annotation of a GenBank genome assembly.